AUCGGUGCCGACAGAUGCUGAAUAUGCAUGAAAAGAGGGUCUGUUUGUGGGUGGAGCCUCACAGGCUGACUCUGAAAGAGGAUGAAAGGGAAGUGAAGCGAGUAACAGCACCAUUCAAUUCUCCAGCACUGCGGUAUCCCCGGACUGAAAAGGCGCACAUUCUCCAUCAUUUUAGGGGGGCACGUUUGUCUGCCUCCCCUCUCCCCUGGACUCCCCUGGAACAGAUUGCAUUGAUGCACCAGUACCCUGUUUUCAUCAGACGUCUGAGCUGGCUGUCUACCCACCUCAUACCUCGGAGCUGGCCAUCCCUCCUCUGUCUCCCACAGGGUGGACUGACCAGACCUCCACCAGAGUGACAUAGACAUGGGCUGUCGGCUUUCUGGACAGGGACAGUGGGCAGACAGUGGGGAAGGGGUCAAAGGGCGCGACCUGUCCCAUCUUAGCCGUCAAGAGGCAUUGCAUGUCCUGGCCAGUUGCUAUGACCAGCCAAUCACUACACAGAUUGAAGAGCAGCCUGGGCGAAGGAGACGACCCCAUCAUUCCCAGUACCCAGUGUCUGAAUGCAGCACCCAGUUGAAGCGACCAUCCUGGGAGGCUCUGAGGGCAUUAGGGGUGGUGGAGGGGACCAGGCCGGAUCUUGGGGCCUACACCGUUGGGCCUUACUACGAUCACAUGACGCUUCCUCCAGAAAUCUACGCUGCCAAUGGAUUCCUCCCCAGUGUUAGCUACAAUAUGGAAGAAGUUAACAGGCUGGAGUAUGAUGAUGAUACAGAGAUGAUGAAUAACCAGCCCAGUAAUAGUUGUCUGAUGGGCUGCUGUAACACUGAUAACGAUGAGCCUAGCAGCUUCCUGAGCCAGAGCGAGUAUGAGGGCCACUGGCUUGACAGGCCACCGGGCUACCUGCCACUCCACGAGCUGGACAGCGGCCUGGGCUGCACUGACGGCAGCCUCCACCAGGAGGACCUCUCCGAUCCAGAGACGGAGGACGGAGUAGAGGCCCCCAUGUCCUCCCCUCCAGGACACACCAGCCGUGGAAGCUCCCCCUCCUCUGAAUCCCUCCUCUCCUCAGAGCCCAGCGACUCUGGCUUCCACAGCGUUAGCACAGGGGACUUCCGCCACUUCCAGAAGAUUAUAGACGGGAGGAUCCACAACUACAGGAGUCGCGCGGAUCAAGGUCUAGCCGGGACCUGGAGAUCAAAGUCUCGCUGGGACCUGGAGUCCAUCCCAGAGACCCUGAGCUGUGACCCCCAGGCUGGAUCUCACACGGCCAUUACCCACCCAUGCACCAUGGAGGGCGGCUCCAUUCAGUUCUGCAAAGCCAGGAGCCCCCAGCCGACCAGGCACGGCACCAGGCCUGCUCCCAGGGUUGCUUCCAGCUGCCGUACUGAACCCUGCCAGAGGAGAGCCCUGAUGCUGAACCAGCACUCCUCCGAGGACCUCCCCAGCCGCAGCCACACUGUACAUGACUUAUCAGACAGAAGACGGGCCAGUCACCCAGCACUGCCCGCUGGGAACUACAGACAACCGGCCAGCAGCCCAAACCACCUGGCUGUGCCCACUGAGAACUCUGGUCCUAUACACUAUAACAGGGGCUUCAACACAGACGUCAGUGAGAAAAGGAGGCAUCUGAGUAACCAAGUGGAUGGCACCUGGCACAGAGAAUAUGAUGGGGAGCAAAGAGGCAGUAUGGCCAGUGAGGAAUGUAACAGUGAAGGACAUUGUCUUUCCAGGAGUCCCUCAAAGAAACCGCCUGGGAAAGAGUCAGCCGACUGGCGUCAGUUUGCAACACUGGGACACCCUCACGUUGGUGGGGAUUGGCCCCGAGCACACAGCCCCUGUGAUCCCCUCUACAGCACACUGGAUGGGCCCUCUGCCCGUUCCAGGAGGGGUCUCUCUGGGAACCCCAGGGCGGUGAGGAACCAGCUCCUGAAGGCGCGGGCCUCUCGGCUAGCCGAUGAGCGCAGCGAAGUCACCACAGAUGAGGAGGCUCGUGGGGAGGCCUGGACAGGCCGCUACUGGAGCAGGACGGAGCGCCGGCGCCAUCUGGCUUUGGCCCGGGCGCAGAGACAGCGGAGGCUGAGCCGUGAGGCUGAGGUGCCGGGGGAGGAUGGGUCCGGGGGCGCAGGGGGCCCUGCAGGCUGCAGCACAGUACUGGAGCUCAGCCACAGGAAACAGAGCCGUCUGAGGAACCAUAAACUGCUGGAUGACUGGACCACAGUUGAGGAGCUGCUGACCCAUGGGACACGGGUGGGGGAGGGGGACAGCAUCUUAUGUCACAGCCCUCUGCUCUCUGUUACCACAGUGUAGGACAAGUAUGUGUGUAUGCACGCAUGUAUUUAUACAUGCGUGUGCAUUUGUGGGUAUGUGUGUAUUUGUGUGUGCUGUAGGCCAGCCUGUGUGUGUGUGUGUGUGUGUGUGUGUGUGUGUGUGUGUGUGUGUGUGUGUGUGUGGUGUGUGGUCCUGUGUGUCAAAGCAAGUGUGUGAUAUCGGUAUGACUGAUUCAGAAGAUGGUCAGUGACAUGACAUCAGUUGCUCUACCUCUUGUUCUCCACUCAUGGUCUUGGACACAAACCUGGACCAAAGGCGACUCCAAACGGUUGAUCUCAAUUUAGUGGUAGUUCACAAACCAUUUAUGAUUAGCCCAAGAAACAAUUAAGGUACAUGCAGUCUUCACAUUCCACCAUAAUCUGUCAUGAACAAAUUUCAUGAGUAUCAGACACCAAAGGUUUCCCUUCUACUAUUUAAUUAAUGUGACACUGACAUUACACCACCCCUGUUUCGCCAUUAUUGUCUUAAAAAGCCAAACCAAACACAGUAUCUGGCAAUUUAUUUCUAUGUGGUGCACACAUUUAUCACAUUUGGUAAAACUUUGCACUUUCUUCUGCUAAGCUAACCUAGCGGAGGUAGAUCAUGAGAAAGUACAUCAUUUGUAUUUGUUAAUUGUAAGAAAUGACAGCAGCAGUACACUACAGAUUAAUUCAAGGCCGGCAUAAUACUUGCAAUUAAAGGGCCAUAUGCUAUGGGGAUGAACUCUUCUCAAUAAUUGUUAUAUUCAAUCAGACCAAAAUAGUGCAUUGACAAGGACUCAGAACAUUCAGUCUAUUUUCUCUAUAAAUAUUGACAAUUUGAAGAACCAAAAUAGAUUUUUUUGGGCCCAACAAUAAAAUCUUGUUUAAUAAUCAGAUUUUACCAGGUCUCUUGACAGAUACUUCGGGAACUUUCUCUUGUACAUUUAGCACUAAAGACCUGGCCUGAGAAAUGUUACAGGGGAGAGAAGAUGAGAAGAAUGUGCCUAAAUGAAAACAAAAUAUUAGCUUUUUCAUUGUUUUAAAGCAGCUCCCACAUCAAAUACUUUUGGAGACCCCUGCUAUAAAGUUAACGGUGUGGGUUUUGAGUUAGCAACUAAAGAUAGAUAGUUUUACAUGGUGAGUUCUUCCAUUAACACACAAUUACCGUGAAUUUGCUUGUUUGCCCAAAGAAUAGAUACUGGAAAUAAUAAAUAAUAAUAAAUUUGGCUACAGAACGUUGCCUUGGUUUAAAACCACAAAGUUGCAGUGAAACAGACAUCACAUAUUUUGUAUGAAAACUCAGGUAUUCCAUAGUGCGUUGUAUCUACUGCACAGGGACAAGUGUCCCAUCCUAUUCACAUGAGGAAUGCACUAUGAACCAGUCAGUCUUUCAAGAUGCAUUCCUCCCAACACUCACAUCAGAUAUGUGAGUUUGUAAAUAAGUGUAUGUAUUUGGUUGAUUGUCCUUUAGGAAAUAGAAUGUUAGAGCUAAUCAGAGACCCUCAAACUGGGACCAUGGGCCAUAAUUAUGUGUCUACAUAGCAUGUGAAUGGUUAUUCACCUCAAACUUCAUGUAAGUUGUUGCACAAUCAAUGUUUGUGGUCAUAAAACAUGAUCUUGUUCUUGUGCCACCUUGUCACUUUUGUUUGUUUACAGUGUUAAAUAAGAAGAGAGUAACUUUCCUCUCAGCAUGUAGAUUAUCCUCAAUAUAUAAGCCUGCCAACUGAACAUGACAGAACUAUUUCCUACUGUAUAGCUCACAUGAUCACCUAUCUAACUGGGCUUCAAGUCACAAAGCUGAUUUCCCAUAAUAUUGCUGUUUGUCAGACAUUUUGAAUGAUGUGUCACGGCAUUUCAGUCUGUUGUGGUUUGGCUUCUGCUAAAGACGACAUAUUUUCCGGGUACAGUCCAUAGCACGUUAGUGUGACAUUACCCAAAACAAAACGUCUAACUCUGUUAACAAAAAAGAAAAAAACUACUGACAGUUGUUAACUUACACUAAAAAUAUGAUAAAAUCAUGUGAACAAUUAUCAACUUUAAUUAAAUACACAUUCUAGCCUAGAAUAUGACCUCCUAAUGUUUUCAUUUGUAAUCUGGAUCAUCCCUGUGUGUCCAAGCCCUGCUAAUCUUAAGGAUAAAUAUAUAAAUGCGUUGACACAUAGUAUUGUUGUUAUGAAUACUUUAUUGGAAUUGCUCUAAUAAAAAAAAAC
Molecule: messenger RNA, 4498 nt
Organism: Esox lucius (northern pike)
Lineage: Eukaryota; Metazoa; Chordata; Actinopteri; Esociformes; Esocidae
Exons: 5
Coding region: 364-2307 (647 amino acids)
Source: RefSeq, a predicted model, not a curated record